Molecule: messenger RNA, 2390 nt
Organism: Caenorhabditis angaria
Lineage: Eukaryota; Metazoa; Nematoda; Chromadorea; Rhabditida; Rhabditidae
Source: the annotation of a GenBank genome assembly
AUGAGAUUUACUUUGAUUUUUCUAGUUGUUCUUAUUCUUGGAGUUUGUGAUGGUUUUGCCAUAAAAAAGAAAAAUGUAACAGGUUGGUUUUACCAAUUUUUCAAUUUCACCUAACCUGAAAGCAAUUUUUUCAGACCCCUGUAGAGACAAAUUGGACCGUGGAAAAUGGUGCGAGAGCAGCUCGAAUAGAUAUUAUUACAAUAAAAAUUCUAAACAAUGCAAAGGGUUUCAUUACACUGGAUGUGGAAGAUCAAAAAAUAAUUUUAAAACUUUGGAAGACUGCCAAACCAGGUAAAAAUGUUUGUACGUGUUCCAAAAAAAACUAAUUUUUCAGAUGCGUGAGAAAUAUAACUACUGGAAACGGAGAUGCAAAAGUUUCAUACAUGUUCUAGUUUUUUUUCGGAAAAAUAAAGUAAUUUUGAAAAAUUUGAUCUAUUUCUGUUGGCAUACAAACAUUAACAUUUUUGUUGAUUCACAGUAUUUUCAAUUACAGCAUUCAAAAAAUACUUACCUUUUUUGCAGAUUUAUUUUAAAAUUUCCAGUUAUCGCCUCAUUAUUCCAUUUCUUUUUUUCAGAAUGACAAUCAACCAAUUCUAAAAAAAUAAACAUUGUUUAUGUAAAAACCGCAAAAAAGAACAAAAACAUCUGGUUGACCCAACUCCGCCUCGAAAAGCACUCAAAAAUCAAAACAAAUACUCAUUAUUUUGAAAAAAGGUCAUACAAAAAUAUUUUCCGAAAAAAUUCGAAAAAAAAUCCAAUUUAUCGAUUUUUCGGGGCGCUGUUCUUGGCGUCCUUCCUCAUUUUUUUACGAGAGUCUUCCUUUUUCCAAUGGACACCUGUUUUCGAAUUACUGUAGCUCUUUGAACCCAAAAUCUUUUCGGAUUGUCAUUCUCCUAAAUAUUUAUUACUUUUUCGCUUUUCAAUGUUUCCUUGAAUUUAGUUUUUUCCAGCGUUGGAGAAACAUUUUUGAAAGUUUUUUAGAAGGAAAAAAUUAUCUUCAGUUUCCCAACCUCUUCGGAAUAUCAUGUUUGAAGUUUACUUCGAAUAUAUCAUUGAUGUUGUUGUUACAAUAACAUUUCGAAAUCAAAUGAAAACUUUUUUUUCCAGAACUAACUGUUUUUCAAGUUUUGUUGUUCUAUCAUGAUCUUGGUUUGUUCCGAUCAAUAUUAUUUUGAACUUUGAAAAAAAUCGGAAAGCUCUUCGUGGAAACUUUGUUGAUUGAUUUAUUACUUUUCAAACAAAAAAAGUUGAAAAUCGUAAAUUUUUUUGCGCAAAGACUUUUCCAAAAAAAUGGAAUUUUUUAUUUUUCAUUUCAUGAAGGAGGAAGAAAACAAAAGAAAUAUUUUGAAAAUUUCGGAAUUCUUAAAUUUUUCAGUUUGAUUUUAAAAAUACUCUUUAAAAUUUGUAAUCCUAUUCAAAUGUUUGUUUUUCGGUUUUUUUUGAAAAUUUCAACACCUGUCUUCACAUUAAUAAUCUAAUUUUUUCCGAGUUAAUUUCAAUUUCUAAUUUUACAGUCAACUUGGAAAAAACCCUUCGAAAACUACAUUUUUCCACGGAAAAAAUGCCUACUUCUCAGGAAAAACCAGAGCAAAAACGAGAAAAGAAGAAAAAGAAGAAGAAAUUGAGAUGAGUGAGUUUUUUUUCUGAUUUUUGAAACUUGUUCUGCAAAUAUUCGAGUCGUUUCAGAAGUUUUUCGCAUAGGCCCACCACCAUCUCCAGAAUGCCCAAAUCGAUCUGCUGUUACAUUUUCUCAUAUUAUUCGUGAUGAGACAACGAAUACGGAAGAAGUUGUUGUUCCACAAUCUCAGCGUAUGUGUCGCCAUAGUCAUAUUCAUCAUUCUCACGAACAUCACGAUAGUAGUUUGUGGGAUCGUGCUAAAGCUUUGAUGUCUUUGGUUUUUAAUGGUGAGAUUUUUGGAUGAUUUCUUUUUCAAAAAAAAAGUGUCGUUGCGUGAAGUUACGCGUUCUUUUAAAAAGCAGGUUUAGAAACGGAUAACAUGCCUGAAGUACUAUCCAACUUGAAAAAUCAAAAUUUUGAAAUGGAACUUGACUGAAACGACAAUAAUCCAUAUUUCAUUUACGAUCUCUGAAACCUCUUUACAAAAAUUUGUGGCACAAAUCGACUUUUAGUGCUUUCAUAAUCGGAAAAAACCCAUAUUAUACGUUUGUAAGGCUGUUUGGUUCUGUUAUCGUUUGCAGAUAUUGUUUUGUAGAAACAGACUAACAAAUUGAUCAAUUUUUCAGUAGUCGAAGCUGCUGCGGCAGAUGUGAACAUAUUAGCACUCGAAUUCUAUCAUCCAGCCUUGUUGGUUAUCAUGCAAUGUGCAAUUUAUGUUCAAAUAUAUUAUGUUGGCUACAUUAUUAUUGAUCACUACAUUUAUGGAAAUUGA